This is a messenger RNA of Rhodofomes roseus, 282 nucleotides long. RefSeq lists its product as uncharacterized. NCBI's taxonomy places the organism in Eukaryota, Fungi, Basidiomycota, Agaricomycetes, Polyporales, Fomitopsidaceae. The annotation marks the transcript as partial. The transcript has 2 exons. The record is from RefSeq and is a predicted model, not a curated record.
GUCCCCGCGCAGGUGCUGCUCGGUGGCCCGUAUGAAUUCAGCGCGGACUUGGGGCGGCGCGAGAAUGCGACAUUGAUCGCAGGCGGCCCCGGAGCGACCUUCGCAUUGCCCCGUCUGGGCGCUAUCGCCGCGCGAUGCGCAAAGUUCCGCCAAUCUGGAGGCGAGCAGACGAGGCGCGUCGAGUUCGUUUCGUGCAUUCAGUCUUGCAGCUGCAUCAACUGGCGCGCGCAGAUGCUCGCCGAGCUCGGGCAAACUGCUGCUGGACCUCCGCAUCUCCAUCUU